AUGCAACACGUCGCGAUGUCAUUCUCAGUCGUGGAUAUGGUACAAGCGGGCGUAGCGGAUUAUGUAGACAGUGUACAAGAAACAGCCUUCGCGAACCGGCCACCGAUAGAAUCAAGAGACAUCGAGUGCACAGUCUCGCAAGAUCCACUCGACCCCGCGCACACGUCACUCAUCACUGUCACGACCCCGACCGGGACGGUCACGAUCAGCUCGGCAGCAUCGGCGCCACUGUUUGCGCACCCGCACCCGGUCACUGCGAAGGAUAAAGAGAAGCCCAUGACGACUCCUGGUCAGGUGUUGCAGAGCUCGGUCGAGGUUGCGAGCGAGGUCCAUGCGAGAGAGCGCGAAAGAGAGAGGGAUCGCGAGAGAGGAUCUGAGGCGAGUGGGAGCGGUAAAAUCCCUGUGCCGAUGGCGGUGGACGACCCAGAGCACUUCCCGCCCACGCUUCUGUUCGUCCAGAAGCUCCGGACGCGAACCGAUCCUGAGACGUAUGCCAA
Messenger RNA from Punctularia strigosozonata HHB-11173 SS5, 497 nucleotides. RefSeq lists its product as uncharacterized. The annotation marks the transcript as partial. The record is from RefSeq and is a predicted model, not a curated record. NCBI's taxonomy places the organism in Eukaryota, Fungi, Basidiomycota, Agaricomycetes, Corticiales, Punctulariaceae. The transcript is spliced from 2 exons.